GCCGUUAUUAAGAGAUACGUUAAAAAGUUAGUGUAAUUUGUUCAUCCAUCACAUUUACAUGCAAUCUUCUACAAUAUUCUAUAAAAAAUAAAUUAUUGGUGAUAAUUAGAUCAAAUAUUUAUAUAAGAAUUAUAUAUAUAUAAGAAUUUAUAAAAAAUAUUUUUUAGAGUGUUUAUAAAAUUAUUUACAUUAUACAACAGCAUUUUCAUAGUAGUAAUAAUCAUUUAUUUUUGAUUUGAAAAAUUUUCAUUCAAGUGUGUAAUUUAUAAUUUUUAUAAUUUUUCGAAUAUGGUUAUAACACAAUUGUUCUUGUUGUAAAACUAAUGAUUAGAAUGAUUGAAAGUGCAACCUCGUAGAAAAACAUUAGAGUGCAAUAUACAUACGAAUAUAACGUGAAUAAAUAUAUAUAUAAAUAAAUAGAAUAAUAUUGACUGUUAUUCAUCACAGUUUUGAAAAAUUUUGGAAUCAAUUCUUUAAAAAUACUGAAUGUUUAAUUGUAAUUUAAGAGUUUUUUAUUUUGUUUUUAAAUAUUUACGAAACACAUUGAAAUAAAUUAAUAUAGAUAAGAAAAAAUAAAGAUAAAAGAAUAUAGUGAAUUCAAUUAAAAAUUGAAAUAAAUUAAUUCACAAUUUAAUAAAUUAAAUUAAAUAAAUUAAUUUAUAAUUUAUAGUGAUCACAAGAUUUAAUUCAUCUAUCUGAAUAUGAUUAACAUUUGUUUCUGUCUUCUUCUAGUCUUUUUUAUUUGUUUCUCAGCAGAUACUAUGAAUAUGACUGAUUUCACUGAAAAUGUUUUUUUGCGUUUGUAUAACAGGAAUGGCUCUUAUAUUGAUAAAAAUAUAAGGAAUGCUAAUCAAUUGUUACCUUACAUACAAAAGGAUAAUAAUUUAAUAUUCUAUUUAACUGGUUAUACAUAUAACAUCGAUUCUGACAACGUGAAAAUGAUAACGAAUGCAUAUUUAUAUAAUACGCAAGAUAAUAUUUUAGCACUUGAUUAUCGGGAUAUUACAAAUCAAACUUAUCUACUUUCCGUAAUAAUAAUAAAUCACCUGAGCACAUUUAUAGCCAAUGUUCUGAACAAUUUAGUGAAUAAUGGCGUGAACCCAGAAAAGAUACAUUUAAUUGGACAUUCAUUAGGUGCACAACUUGCAGCGAGAAUUGGUCGUAAAACGAACUUCAAAAUUCCCAGGAUAACAGCUUUAGAUCCUGCUGGUCCUUUAUAUUAUAUUUUCGAUUCUCAUAUAACUUCCUCCGAUGCUAAAUUUGUGGAUGUAAUACACACUGAUAUGGGUUUUUAUGGAUUGGGUGUAAAAGUUGGUCAUGUAGAUUUCUUUCCUAAUUAUGGUCAUAGACCGCAACCAGGUUGUAAAAUAAUCGGCCCAAUACUAUCGACAUUGUUCACAGAUGCUGCGAAUAAUUUAAGAAUAUUAAUUAAAAAUGUUUUUUUGCGUUUAUAUAACAGAAAUGGCUUUUAUAUUGAUAAAAAUUUAAAAAAUGUUAACCAAUUGUUAUCUCACGUACAAAAGAACAAUAGUAUAGUGUUUUAUAUAACUGGUUAUUGGUGUGAUAUUAAUUCUGAUGACGUGAAACUAAUAACUAAUGCAUAUUUAAAUAAUACGCAAGAUAAUAUCCUAGCACUUGAUUAUCGGGACAUUACAUAUCAGGCUUAUAUAAUUUCUACGAUAGCAAUUAAUAUACUUGGCGAACUUAUGGCCAAUGCUUUGAACAGUAUAGUAGACAGAGGCGUGAAUCCAGAAAAGAUACAUAUAAUUGGACAUUCAUUAGGUGCACAUCUUGCAGCAAAAAUUAGUCGUAAAACGAAAUUCAAAAUUCCCAGGAUAACAGCUUUAGAUCCUGCUGGUCCUUUGUUCUACAUUUUUAAUGCUCAUUUGACGAAUUCUGAUGCUAAAUUUGUAGACGUUAUACACACUGAUAUAGGUAUUUUGGGACUCGCUAAAGAAAUUGGUCAUGUAGAUUUUUAUGUUAAUUAUGGUGUCAGACCUCAGCCAGGCUGUACGUCAACCAAUCUGAUAUUGUUUUUCACAGAUAUUUGUAGUCACAAUAGAUCUGUCGAGUUUUAUGCAGAAUCAAUUAGAGAUAAUAAUGCCUUCAUAGGCAAAUGCAGAAAUCAUUGUAACAAUGUAUUUGUUCCAAUGGGAUACGCUACACCUAGCAAUGUAAAAGGUAAUUAUGAUGUUUUCACAAAUGCAUAUUCUCCCUAUGGUCGAGGCUACGAUGGGACUCAUAUCAUAAUCAAUGAUGUGUAAUUGUAUCUAUUUAUGUAUAAAUUGAUUAUAUUUAUUAUAGAUAUAUAGAUACAUAAAAAUAUUAUAUAAUAAUGUAUAUAUAUUGGAAAUUCAUUAUAAUAUAUAUUAAUUUUAUAUAUAUUGUUUGUACAUGCAAGUGAAGUGAAUUUAAUUUUAUAAAGAAUUCUGAGUAUAAAAGGAAUAACGAAAGCAAUAUGCAAAUUUUUUUCGCGAA
Apis cerana (Asiatic honeybee) is the source of this 2478-nucleotide messenger RNA. RefSeq lists its product as uncharacterized. Gene Ontology annotation, molecular function: lipase activity; serine hydrolase activity. NCBI's taxonomy places the organism in Eukaryota, Metazoa, Arthropoda, Insecta, Hymenoptera, Apidae. The record is from RefSeq and is a predicted model, not a curated record. Gene Ontology annotation, biological process: lipid catabolic process.